UUAUGUGGUGGUGCUCGUCGUCUUUUUGUCUUCAAAUACCAAACAAUCAAAGACAUCAUUGUCGUUGCAUGUGGUGGUCUUGCAAACGCGACCGGGAACAGAUUGAGGAAAGACAUUGUCGACAGUGACAGCAUAAGGCUGAGUCUAGUUUUCCAGUUAACAAGGCAAAAGAAAAACAAAAAAGAAAGCAAAGAGAAACAAAGAUGGAAUAUUCUCAAGACCCCUAUGAACUGAAAUUGUAUCAAAUGUUUAACAGUUGUGAUGGCCAACAGUGUGGCUAUCUAGAUGAACAGUCCCUAAGGAGACUCUGUGGUCUCCUGGAAUUGAGAGACAAAGGAAAAGUGCUUAUCGAAAAUUUGGCAGCCGAGGGCCGUACCUCACACGUUACCUUUGAGAAUUUCAAAGAAGCGUUGCUUAACUUCUUGGGCACAGAGUUGGAUGGCGGUGGCAGUUCGGUAAUGAUCGAACGAUCAUUAGUUAUUUCUGAACAACAACAUCAAUUGGAUCAAGAAGAAACAUUUAUAGACAGUCCCCCAGAGUCUUCGGAUCGAGAAGUUUCACCCAAGUUGGUGGUAGGUACCAAAAAAUAUGGUCGUCGUUCCAGGCCACACAACCCAAAGAGUGGAGAUGCCAGUGUUUCGGAUUCAGAAGAUUCCACAGAUGAAAAAGACUCCAACUCACAUCGUGAAUGUGUAACACAACAAGUUCAAAGAUCCACGUCACAAACCGACAUUCCUGGCACAAGACGUCGUCAAACUGUUGGUGUUACAGAAAGCAAACUAAAACGAUGUGCUUCGUUGCCUGCACAAAGGAAUCUAUUCAACCAGAAUAAGGCAAAAUUACAAAACAAGGCAAAAAUUGGUAACGAUUCUUUAAUACAGUUAGCAAAGAAACCUCUUAGCAGUAGCGUUGAAUCUCUCGAUACUCCCGGUUUAAUGGAAACCCUACCCGUCAAUACCAUUUUGGAUUUGUGGGAACGAUCAAACAUACCCAAUGGUCGUGGAAUUCUGUUGGCAUUGGGUUUUGAUAGCGAUGAAAUAAAUUUGGCCCAAUUGAACAAGGUAAUGGAAGAAGAAAUACCAAAUUUGGAUGAAGAGCCUCAACAGGCAUUGAUGAAGGCCUGCUUGGCAUUGCAAUCAGUGGAGUUGGCGAAUUUAAGGCAAACUUCUAAACAGCUACACGAUGAGAAUUCUAAGCUUAGAUCGGAUAAUAAGGAUGCCAACAGACGCAUUGCUUUAUUGGCAGUAGAAAUCGACGAGAGGCAUGCUUCGCUUGAAGAUGCUACCAAAAAAGAAAUUCGUCUCUUGGAACAAAAACAUGCCGGGGUUGUUAGAGAUUUAACGGCUCGUUUGGCUAGUGACCGGGAAAACUGGUGUAAUCUCAAUUCACGUUUGGAAGCACGCAUUAAAACCUUUGAACAAGAUGAAAUAAAAUUAAAAACCGAAUUGGAAUUAGUACGAAAAGAGAACGAAGACUUGGAGUCUGAGCAGCAUAAAAUGCAAAAACAAAUCACCGAAUUGCUGGAAAAAAAUAUUGAACUCCAACGUGAGCUAACCGAUAUGGAUGAGAAGAAACACGACGGCCAAUAUCGCGAGUCACACGACAAGAGUGUGGCGGAUGAUGAAGUUUUAACUUUGGUAGAAAAAAUUUCCAAACUACAGUUAGAAAACUGUAAUUUGCGGGAUAAAAAUGACGAACUUAUGGCUGAAGUUGAAUCAUUACAUCAUGAAAUGAAUAAGAUGAAAAUAAAGAGUAAAAAGGCAAUGGCUUCUCCAGAAGAGGCCACUGCGUCCAAUCAAGAAGAAAGCGACACUAAUUCUGGAAGUACUGCUACCAAACGUCGUGGCGAUUCACCAACAAAAACAAGGCUCAUUGAAGAAAGCCCACGUCUAGGAAAAUUAAGAAAAUGCGCCAAUGAUGAAACACACACUUGCAGUGAAAAUAGUGACACCAGUGGUGAAUGGAUGGCUUUAAAUUCGGAAUUGCAAAAUUCACAGCAAACAAAAACAUUGAAGCAGGCCCAAGAAGAAAUUGAAAGCCUACGUAAACGUAUUAAAGAUUUGGAAGAGGAAUUGAAGGUGGCCAAAGAAGCAGCACCACAAAAGGUGGUUAUUGCAGAUGGUACGGAGUCAUGUUCACCCACUCCUGAAGAACGUUGCCGUGAAUUGGAGGCUAGUUUGGAACAAAUGCAAAAGGCCUAUGAGGAUUGUGAAGAUUACUGGCAAGCAAAAUUGACCGAAGAAAGGGCCCUAUUUGAAAAAGAGCGACAAAUUUAUGAAGAGGAGCAACAGGAAAGCGAUAAAAAAUUCACUGAGCUUAUGGAAAAAGUACGUGAAUAUGAGGAACAAUUCAGCAAGGACGGUCGCCUUUCGCCCAUCGAAGAAAAGGAUAUGCUGGAACAGCAAUAUGCUGACUUGGAAGCCGAAGCUGAGGAAAUUCGAGAGAAUGCUCGAAAAAUGUUUGAAGAAAAAUCUCAAGAAAUUGAAAUGUUGCAAAAUGAAAUCGAAGAUCUUCGUUUGCGUCUGGGAGAAAGUGUUGAAAUUUUGACUGGGGCCUAUGAACUAAAACCAGAAAAUGCUGCCAGUAAUGCCAUGAAUUUGGCCGAAUCAUGCAGCCCCGCCAGCUCCCCUAUUAGCUAUCUGUGGCACCAAAGCACCAUACAGGAACCCUCGAAAAAUUGUCAACAGUCUGUGGAUAAUAAUUUACCUACCCUUAUGCCGGUAGCGCCGUUGAGCAAUAACGCAGUACGUCUAAAUUUAACAACUUCGGAAACUACAAUUUUCAGCACACCGCCACAAACAUCGUUGCAGUCGCCGAUAGAGAAACCCAGUCAGUCACAAUCGCAAAAUACUGCACCUUCCGAAGCGGGAGAUGUUGCCGAUUGUGAAACCUCCUCGACAGCAUCCGGUAAAAGUUUCGAAACGCACAGUAUACAUUCGAAUCACAGCCUACAACAGCGUAAUAUACAAAUGGCUAACAAAUCCAAUGCCAGCAUAAAGAAUAGUUCAACUAGUCCAACACCGAGUGUUAUGAAAGAAGAGCUAAAGCGUUUGAAAUUCUUUGAACUUUCACUAAAGGAACAGAUAAAGGAUUUAUCUUUGCAAAGGGAUGGUUUGAUAAUGGAACUUCAGCAAUUGCAAGAAGCUAAACCAGUGUUAGAAAAGGCAUAUGCGAGAACGGCACAUCCAUCAUUAAUUCAAAGAGUUAAUCAAUUGGAAUUGAAAAAUCGUCAUUUACAAAAUGUCAUCAAACAACAACAGCAGUACACAGAGUCCAUAAUGCAACAAUCUUGGCGCAAUCACCAGAUAGAAUUGAAUGAAUUGCAUGGUCGUUUAGAAGCUCAGGGUGCGUUGAUUGUUGAACAGGUGCAACGUUUACAAAAGGCCGAUAUAUUGGUCAAAGAUUUGUAUGUGGAAAAUUCCCAUUUGACAGCAUCGGUGCAGAGGCUAGAGCAGCAGAGGGUACGUGCUAGUAUGCUCCAACAGCAGCCCCAACAAAGACCAAAUUGUUCAGUACUACCAGGAAUGCCUUAAAUUGUUAAAAUAUGAU
Musca vetustissima is the source of this 3549-nucleotide messenger RNA. It is a transcript of the gene Bsg25D, whose product is annotated as blastoderm-specific protein 25D. Gene Ontology annotation, biological process: microtubule anchoring at centrosome. Gene Ontology annotation, cellular component: centrosome. Lineage: Eukaryota; Metazoa; Arthropoda; Insecta; Diptera; Muscidae. The transcript is spliced from 8 exons. The record is from RefSeq and is a predicted model, not a curated record. Bases 204 to 3533 code for a protein of 1109 amino acids.